This is a messenger RNA of Coturnix japonica (Japanese quail), 6325 nucleotides long. RefSeq names its product suppressor of cytokine signaling 6 (gene SOCS6). NCBI's taxonomy places the organism in Eukaryota, Metazoa, Chordata, Aves, Galliformes, Phasianidae. The record is from RefSeq and is a predicted model, not a curated record. Gene Ontology annotation, molecular function: 1-phosphatidylinositol-3-kinase regulator activity. Gene Ontology annotation, biological process: protein ubiquitination; intracellular signal transduction; phosphatidylinositol phosphate biosynthetic process. Gene Ontology annotation, cellular component: phosphatidylinositol 3-kinase complex.
GCUCGCCGCCCAGCCCGGAUGCCGGCUCAGGCCGGGCCGCGCCGCCGAGGUGCCCGAAGAGAGGCCCGAGCCGCGAGCGGGACACCGCGGCCUCCGCUGGGGGAAAACUACCAAUCAGAUAGAAAUAUUCUGUCCUGCAACCAAAUAUGGGAAAGAAGAACAGGACUUACUGCAAGCAGGCAUGGAUUAACAAAGGAGUCCAGAUCUCCAGAUCAAGACACAUCCUUUUCCAACAGAGAACAGCAGUCGGGGAGAUGGCUCUUGAAGUUAAAUGAGACUGGAUAAAACACAUAAAUGAAGCUGAAGCUGCUCUGCAUGUGUUAGGGCUAUAUCACCACAAGCACUGCUGAUCAGCCAGACUUGGUAACUUGUCAUAAUGAAGAAAAUUAGUCUCAAAACAAUUCGCAAGUCCUUUAACUUAAAUAAAAGUAAAGAUGAAAGUGACUUUGUAGUGGUUCAACAGCCGUCAUUAAGUGAAUUUGGAAAAGAUGACUCCCUGUUUGGCAGCUGCUAUGGUAAAGAUUUGGCUAGCUGUGAAGUCAAUAGUGAAGACGAAAAAGGUGGCAAAAAUAGAUCAAAAAGUGAAAGCUUAAUGGGUACGUUAAAAAGGAGGCUUUCAGCAAAGCAAAAGCAAAAAGGCAAAGGCAGCACACCAUCUGGAAGUUCUGCAGAUGAUGACACCUUUUCUUCGUCAUCUGCUCCAAUAACUUUCAAAGAUGUGCGAGCUCAAAGACCUCUGAGAUCCACUUCCCUCCGUAAUCAUCAUUACAGUCCAACUCCAUGGCCCCUUCGACCUACAAAUUCAGAAGAGACUUGCAUAAAAAUGGAAGUGAAAGUCAAGGCCUUGGUCCAUUCCUCUAAUCCAAGCCCAGCACUGAAUGGCGUUCGAAAGGACUUCCAUGACUUGCAGUCAGAUAACGUGUUCCAGGAACAAAACAAUGCAUUGAAAAACACGGAAUCUCAGAAUGGGGACUUGCAUCUUCAUAUUGAUGAACAUGUGCCUGUAGUUAUUGGAUUAAUGCCUCAGGACUACAUUCAGUAUACUGUGCCUUUAGAUGAGGGAAUGUAUCCUUUGGAAGGAUCACGUAGUUACUGUCUGGAUAGUUCCUCACCUAUGGAAGUUUCAACUGUUUCUUCUCAAGUGGGGGGAAAUGCUUUCCAUGAAGAAGAGAGUCAAGUGGAUCAGGAUGUAGUAGUUGCACCAGAUAUCUUUGUGGACCAGGCGGUGAAUGGUUUGUUGAUUGGUACCACAGGAGUCGUGUUGCAAAGUCCAAGAGUUAAUCAUAGUGAUGUCCCUCCACUUUCACCUUUGCUACCUCCAAUGCAGAAUAAUCAAAUCCAAAGGAACUUUAAUGGAUUGAAUGGCACAGAUGCCCAUGUGGCUGAAAGUAUGCGCUGCCAUUUAAAUUUUGAUCCUAACACUGCCCCUGGAGUUGGAAGAGUUUAUGAUUCUGUACAGAACAGUGGUCCUAUGGUUGUGACGAGUCUCACGGAAGAACUGAAAAAACUUGCAAAACAAGGAUGGUACUGGGGCCCCAUUACACGUUGGGAGGCAGAGGGAAAAUUAGCUAAUGUGCCUGAUGGCUCGUUUCUUGUUCGAGAUAGUUCUGAUGAUCGUUAUCUUUUAAGUUUGAGUUUUCGUUCCCAUGGAAAAACGCUUCACACUAGAAUUGAACAUUCAAAUGGUAGGUUUAGCUUUUAUGAACAACCGGAUGUGGAGGGGCAUACGUCUAUAGUUGAUCUAAUUGAACAUUCGAUCAGGGACUCUGAAAAUGGAGCUUUCUGCUAUUCAAGAUCCCGAUUGCCUGGAUCUGCAACUUAUCCAGUGAGACUAACAAAUCCAGUAUCUCGGUUUAUGCAGGUGCGUUCUUUACAAUACCUGUGUCGUUUUGUAAUACGUCAGUACACCAGAAUAGACCUGAUUCAGAAACUGCCUUUGCCAAACAAAAUGAAGGAUUAUUUACAGGAAAAGCACUACUGAAAGCUUAUUGGAAUAUUGCAUCUUGCACUUUGGGAACAACAACAACAAAAAGAGAUUGAAUUACAGUUUACAGACUUUCAUUAUUAUCAAAAUCUUUUGCUGCCAUAAUGAUAUUUCAUUUUUGUGUGUAAAAGAAAGGUAAUGCAUUUGGAUUUAUGUUUGUUUUGGGGUGUUUUGUGUAUUUUUGGGGGCUUUUUUUUUGUUUUUUCUUUUUUUUUUUUUUUUUUUUAAAGAAUGAUUUCAAGUUUAUUUUUAGAAGUGUGAAAUAGCUAUCUUUCAUCAAUGUGCAGAUUAAUCACAAUGUGAAUGAUCAAAUUAUCCUUAAUUUCCCCCAAGUCCUUUGCUGCUAUCCACUGUGAUUUUUAUGCAUUGAAAGCACAUUUCAUGUGUAUUCAACCAUAAGUAAAAGUCGAUGAAAGUUGUUCAAUGGAUUUUUAUUCCUUUAAAGUAGCCUGUUUGAAAAAAGAUGAUCAUGGUUAAAAACAUCAGUAUUCUAAAUUAAAGAAUGUUAAAAAUGAUUUCCGAGUUCCUAAUUAUAAAUUUCUAUAGAGAUAUGCCAUAAUGUGGAACUUAAUAGAGCUGUGUGAUAAAGACAUGCUUAUGCAGCAGGUAUCUUAAAAACAAACAAAAAAAACCCAAACCCAAUAAAGAACAAAACACCUUUCUCUUAAGCCUUGUAUUGUCUGUACACUACUUUGUGUUUGAGAAAGUUGGUUCAGCUUUCUUAUUGUCUCAGUAUUUUGUUCUUUUAAAAAUGGCCUUUAAAAAAAAAAGUCUGUGAGAGUCAAUUCAUCACACCUAUGAGGAAGUUGCAGUAUUGGGAUGACAUCAAAUAUCUUUAAAUGCCAUUGAGUUAAAUAAGCGAACUCCUACCAGGACCCUUCUUCUGUUUUACCUCUCUUUGGGCAAAAAAUAUGCCCUGAAAGUAUAGGAAGACGCUAGGAAAUGCUUUUACUGAAAUACAAACUGUUAAGCCAUUUCAGGGAUUGGGCAGAACUAAUAGGAGGAUUUCUACAAUAUUUGUUCAAACUAAUAGAGAUUUCAGCAUUUUCCUUUUUUUUUUUUUUUUUUCCCCUAAUUUUUUUUUUUUUAAUUUUUUUUAAUUUUUCUCUUUUGAAAUGCAGUAAUACACUACUGUUAUUUGAAUCGUUCUACUUUUUAUUUAUGUUUUCUUAAUAUUCUUUGAGGAGGAAAAAGUAGGACUAAUGGUAUUUUGGAUGGAAGUUGUUUGAAAUGAAUCUCUAAAGCUCUAUUCUCAUAGGCCCUGAUAUUCUGGGAAGGAAAAGUUUGAAUAUAUAUUGACCACAGAAAAUGUUUCAGUUAACUGUCAUGAAAUAUGUUUUGACAUAUGAAAUAUUGAAUCAAUUAAGUAAAUGUUUAUGAUAUCUGUCGAAGAUUCUGGCAUUUGAAAAGCUUACAGUAAUUCUGACAUUCAAUAAGGAAAAAGACUUUCAGUCGGGAAUACAGGUUCCACAAUGUAAUCUUUGAUUCAUGCAAUGUUAAUCCAUGGCAUUAUUUUAUUUCUUUUUUUUUCUUCCUCCUUGCCCAUGGUUCUGUCCUUUUUAUGUUAAAGGGAUCGUGGCUAACUGACUUGGGAGGGAGGCUUACUCUGCUUCCCUCUGCCCCUAGAUUUUAGCAUUUUAGAAUGUCAUCUUCUCCAUCUCUGGUAGGAGUUGCUAGUUAGUAAACAUCAGCAUAGAAAGGACUGUUUAUCUUUGAUAUGAUACAGCUUUCUUUUUUAGGUCAUUUUCUUUUUUUUUUUUUUCCUGUUAUUUUUUUUUUUAACCUAGCCUUUUGACCCCUGAAGUGAGUCUUUAGUAAUGAAUACACUAUUGCUGCAAGGUGGUGUGAUAGCACUACAUCUUGGGUUGCCUGAAUUGAUAGACAAAAUUUAUAUUUUUUUAAUUUAUUUUUUGACCAUAAUGUUUAACAAAAAAGUUUAAAAAAAAAAAAAGAAAAAAAAGAAAAACAAAGGUAGAUAAAGGCUGCCUUUGCUUUUAAGGGAGCGAGAGUAAGGAUUUCUUCUUUAGUCUUAUCUGAUAAAAGUUUUAAAUUAAAAAGAAAAGUUAAAAAGUCAGAGCUGUCUAUAUACAUAAUUUGUUUCUGCCAUUGAGAUACAUUUAUGCAAGUGUGAAUUCUGUUUCCUUUUUUUCCUCUACUGACAUCUUUCCAGACCUAUCCCGUCCCCCCCUGCCCCCCCCAACCCCUGAAUCAGAAUCACUAACUUUGUUCAAAAAAGGCACAAUAACCUAUUGUAUGGUACAGUGUUCUGAUUCUGUCUGUGAGGAGGAAAAAGAAAAAUCAUUUUUAUAGAUUUCAGAUGCAUACAUCUUGGGGAAAAGAAAAACAACCUCUGGCAUUUACUUCACUUUAAAAAUUCUUUCCCUGUGGAAGCUGGAGGGCCUAUGCAUUCUACAGAAUCUUUGAAAGAUUACUGUAUAAUAAAUAUUUUCAUUGCCAUUUAAUACCACCAUUGAAUGCAUUAAAAUUAUACUAUGCCACAUGUGUUAAUUUAGCAGUUACUAUGAUGAAAUCAAAAUAUUUGAAGCUAUAAUAUCCCAGUCUUAUUGCUGAAUUGAAAAAUAUGUAAGAACACAUGCCCAUGCCUUUUCAGAUUUAUUUGUUCACUCUUAUGUAUUGAUGAUUUUUGAAACUAGUUCAGCUGUCCAGUUGUUGAAUUGCCUUCCUUGCUAUAUUCUUUGUUUAGUCAGGUCAACUUACUGUUGUCAAUUUCCCCCUCCUAUAAAGCUUCCACAAAGGAACGCUUUAAAGUACUGGAGGCCUAGGAUGUGGAUACCACAUAGUACUUUUGUUCUUGAUACAAAUGGUGGUGAUAUUUCCGCUGAGGUUGAAAUACUUUAAAUCAGUAGUAAGUAGACAAAAAAACCAAAAACCCCAGUACUUAUUUUUACAGGUUUCAUUAUUCAAAAGUUUUCUGUAUAUUUUAUGCUAAGGUAAUUGGCCAGCCAGGAGAAAGAACACAGAAAAAAUACUUUGAAAAUCUUAGGGGUACUUCAUAUAAUAAAUAUUAAUACAGAAUAAACGCAGUAACACUUAAUUAUGAGGCAAUUUAAAAUACUCAGAAUAACCACAAAAAUUUGUUUUAAUGUCUACUUCAUAAAAUUUAGAGAAGCAAUGUGACCUUGAGAAACAAAAAGGAAAGAAAUUGAAGUUUUAAAAUAGCUGCACUAAGAAAAAGUUAACUGACAAUGAUUUUCAUACAGUAGAAAAGUAACUAUUUAUUCAGCACAACAGCUUAAGGGUUCAAAAGACAGGCCUUUUAUGCAGCUGAAUUUUGGAGCAAUGUUUUUCAAAAUGAAACUUUGAAAUAAAACUUCUUGGUUUGAGCUUAUGAAACAAGUGAAAUUACUGGUAACAAUUGUGUUUUGUUAAUUGAUUAGAAGAGUAAAACAAUACCUUUAAUUUGAACAUAAAAAUUUGCACAGGUUUUUUUUUUGUUUUUGUUUUUAAUUUGUAGGUCAGUGUUAUAAAAAACUGAAAGUCAUUUGUAUUCUUUUAUCAAUUUGAAGGAUAUAGCACUUAUCCUGCUCUUGACAUAGCGAAUACCAUCUUUGGAUAAAAAUGUUUUUUCUGUCAGAAAGAUCUGAAAUGCAAUUAAUAAUUAAAUUCUUUGUUCACCAAUGAACUUUACAUUUUUUUUUAAAGCCACUUUCUUUCUUGUAGAGAAAUACAAGAAAUAUUGGGUGCUGGGCUAAGUGAAAUCUGUGCAGGAUUUUUUUAUUUAUUUUUUUUUUUGGUGAUGCGUUUCAUCUAUGUGAUUAUCAGAAUUAUAAAUUUUAAAUGGUAUACCAGCAAUAUAUGGGCUAUAAUUCUGUUGAGGAAGUAUUUCUCUGUUACUGUAUUUUCAAUUUCUGUGCUAAGCUAUGGAUGAGUUUCAUUUCUUUCAAUUAUUUUAAUACUGCAAAGAAGAAAAAAUAGUCACAUCCUUUAUAGAUAAAAUAUGGACAAGAUGGUAGUUCAUGAUAUGGCAUUGAUAUGUCUGGAAACUUCUAAAUUCUACAAAGAUAAUGAAAAAUUCCUAAAAAAUUUUCUAUGACUUUAUGUUGGGUUAAAGAAUUUUUAUAGUGAUGAUGGAGUGCCAUGAAGUUAAUACUUGCAAUCCAGAUUGCUGUAGUUUACACUUUUCUCUGUUUCAGACCUGGUGUGCACUAUUUGUACUAAGCACACCACAGAGUGAAUUAUCCAAAGUCCAUUGAUUUUAAUGUGUUUUGGUUUGUAACAAAAUUAUAGUAAUUUCUUGCACAUUUUGGAGAAAUAAUUGUAUAAGGAUUAAUGUAUCUGCUUCUGGAUACAGUGUGUAAAUAAAAAUUUCAUUCACAAGAA